AUGGUGGAUACAGUUGAGCCUCAACCCCAGACGGGAGGUGGAGAGGGUACCGCAGCAGAAACCAAAGCGUCCGUAGAUGCUCAAGAUGUUAAACAAGUGGAAACCCCAGAGGCUCAAACUGAAAACAAACCAGAAGAACCAAAACAGGAGGCAAAAGUUGAUGAGAUAUCUGAAAACAAGCCAGUUGAUGAUCCUGUGAAAGAAAUACCUGUCGAAGCUACACCGAGCAAUGGUGCCGUUGCUGUGGAGACUAGCGAAGAAAACAAAGGAAAUAGUGAUUGGCAACAAAGAGAACAGGCACUUCUUCAGAAAAUAGAAGAGUUGGAGACGUUUAAGAAUGCAAGGUCAGAAGAUGGUCUUAAAUUGGAAUUGAAGGUCCGUGAAGAAGAAAUAGAUCUUCUCAAAGCAAGAGUUAGAAACCUGGAGACAGAGUUGCAGGCGGCUCUAUCUAAGCCUACUGGCAAGAAUCAUGAGAUGAUCGAGAACAUUAAACAGCAACAUGAAGAGUUACUUAGUAAGGCACGGGGCAUGAUCUUCGAUAAAACAAAGAUGGUGAAGAACCAGGAGCUGCAGAUCGAAGCGCUGACGACGCAGGUCCAGUCUCUCAAGGAUAUUAAUCUCAUCACCAAAGACCUGCUCGAAAUUAGGAACUCUGAAGUUAAAGCUAUGGAGGACCGGCUGCAGGCAAUGGAAGCUAGAUUCAAAGCGGAGAAGGACAGAUACGGAUUGGUGUUAGAGCGCGCUAACACCAGCACAACUCUUAAUCAGGAUCUGAAAAAGGAGUACGAAACCCAACUCGCCAUAUUUAAGGAAUUAAGACAAAAGUACGAACAGAGAGUCCAAGCUCUAGUAGCCGAGAACAACAGGCUCAAGGAAACGGCACAAGGUGGAACGUCUACGUAA
Molecule: messenger RNA, 903 nt
Organism: Arctia plantaginis
Lineage: Eukaryota; Metazoa; Arthropoda; Insecta; Lepidoptera; Erebidae
Source: the annotation of a GenBank genome assembly